Stylophora pistillata is the source of this 1782-nucleotide messenger RNA. RefSeq names its product tyrosine-protein kinase receptor torso. Gene Ontology annotation, molecular function: ATP binding; transmembrane receptor protein tyrosine kinase activity. Gene Ontology annotation, cellular component: plasma membrane; signaling receptor complex. Lineage: Eukaryota; Metazoa; Cnidaria; Anthozoa; Scleractinia; Pocilloporidae. Gene Ontology annotation, biological process: positive regulation of kinase activity; multicellular organism development; cell surface receptor protein tyrosine kinase signaling pathway. The record is from RefSeq and is a predicted model, not a curated record.
AAAAUAGACGAUGCAUCCGAGAAGAAUUUUUUAAACGUGUUCCUCCGCAUCACAGGACUUACAACAUCAUACGAGUACGUAUGGAUUGGCCUCAGCGACAUCCAACACGAAGGAAGAUUUGUAUGGCAAGUGGAUAACAGUACCGUCAACUUCACCAGUUGGGCACCGAGGCAGCCUGACAACGGGGACGAUAGGGAGGAUUGUGUGGUCGUGGGCGCUAAAAAGUAUUUUGGUUUUUGGAAAGACCAGGUGUGCGAUCGGUGGUUUCCGCAUAUCUGUGAACGGCCGGCCAACGGUAUUGCAUGUUUUCAGUGCUCAAGUGAGACUUCUUUUGCCGAUUGUGAAACACAACAGGUUGUAGUCAACUGUUCAUUUCCACAAAAUUACUGCUCCAAAGAAAGAAAUUCAACUCAAGAUAACGAUGAACAAGCUGCUGUUUUCUACAAAGGUUGUACAUCAGCAGAUCGGUGUACAGAAGAAAUGAAGGACACUGUUGAAUGCUGUAAAAACAACCUUUGCAAUAAAGAUAUCACCUGUUAUCAUUGCACAAGCAAUGUAUCAUUUGCUGGCUGUGCCAGGAAGCAAACAGAAGUGACCUGUACAUUACCGAGGAGCCGCUGUGUUAAAGUCGAGUAUUCCAGCAAUGGCAACCACCAAACAUUUUAUAAAGGAUGCGCCACAACUAAAGACUGCGAAGCCACGUCCGAUAAAUCAUUUGUGGACUGCUGUGACGAUAACUUUUGUAAUAAAGAGUCGGAGUUGAGUUGUUUCAAAUGCAGCAGCACGGUUUCUCACGACGAAUGCCAAAAGAGACGCCAAGAACACGUUUGUAGGAGUUCAAAGGAUGAUCGCUGUUACUAUGCCUCGAUGCAGCAAACUUCACAGGAUGGAUCCAGCGUCACUAAGCACUUUGAGUAUGGAUGCACCAAUAACUUACACUGUAACAACACUGGAAAAUUUUUCGCUGGUUGCGACGAACCAAGUAAUGCUUGUCAGGUGCGAUGUUGUGGCAAGAAUCUUUGCAACGAAGUUGAUUCAAGCGAGGAGCAAGUGUUAGACUUUCUUAAUGAAAUAUCCCAGAUGAAGUUGUUAGCUGCACACCCGAAUAUUGUGUCUCUUGUUGGAUGUUCCACAUUGUGCAAGCACAAAUUCCUGGUGUUGGAGUAUGUUCCAUAUGGUGACUUGUUAGAGUGGUUACGAAAGAAAAGGAAAUCGAACCAUCUUGCCGACAGAGGUUUUGUCCAUCGUGACCUUGCAGCCCGUAAUGUUCUGGUUGGCAAUGAUGAUCGAGUGAAAGUGUCAGAUUUUGGGCUGAUGCGUCAAGUAUAUGAAGACGUUUACACCAUCAAAAAGACAAAGAAACUCCCCAUUAAAUGGAUGGCUCCAGAAUCUAUCUAUUACAGUGUUUUUACCACCAAAAGUGAUGUAUGGUCCUAUGGGGUGCUUUUAUGGGAAAUGGCCACAAUGGGUAAAUCCUCUUUGAUUUCUCAGCUUCUGUAUUUCAGAGGAGUUCCCUACCCAACGUUAACUAAUUCGCAAUUGUGUAAGCUACUAAAGACAGGUUAUCUUAUGGGAAGGCCUGACAUGUGCUCUGAUGAAGUAUAUGAUUUGAUGACUGAAUGCUGGAGAGAAAAUCCAACAACUCGCCCCAGUUUCCCAGAGUUGAUUAGCAGACUGGAGGAGAUAAUGACCAGGGACGAACCAUACUGCGACUUGAACAAUUAUGAUGAAACAAGUCCAUGGUACAGCGCUGCCCCUGAGACUUCCGAGGAAACGGAAUAA